CACAACACUUCCAUAAUGCAAGGGGUACCUAUAUAUUUAUGAAAUUUAUAAAGCUAUUUUUAAUCACUUAUUUGUUUUCUUUUCAGGCUGAUCGUCCAGUUGUUAAUGAUCUGUUCAAAGAUUUAUCUGAUGGAUGCAAUCUACUUUCACUGUUGGAAGUUUUAAGUGGUGAAACCCUAAAAAGAGAAAGAGGCUGUUUGCGGGUUCAUCACAUCAAUAAUGUUAAUCGUGCCUUAUAUAUUCUUGAAAAAAAUUAUAAUAUAAAACUUGUAAAUAUUAGUAGUAAUGAUAUUGUGGAUGGCAACUGUAAAUUGAUUCUGGGUUUGGUAUGGAGCAUUAUUGUUCAUUGGCAGGUCAAAGAUGUAAUGAAAGAUGCCAUGGGAGAACUGCAACAAUCAAACUUGGAACAAAUGUUAUUAGAAUGGUGUAAAGAAAUCACUAAAGACUAUGAUAAAGUUGAAUUAAAAAACUUUACAACAAGCUGGAAGGAUGGUUUAGCAUUUAAUGCAUUAAUACAUAAACACCGAUCUGAGUUAUUUUCAUAUGAUGAUCUUUUGGAUAAAGACAAUUACUAUAAUCUGUCACAUGCUUUCAAUGUUGCACACCAACAUUUGAAUAUUGAUCCAUUAUUGGAUCCUGAAGAUGUUAAUGUAGACAAUCCUGACAAGAAAUGCAUUAUAAUGUAUAUAAUGUGUUUAUUUCAAGUCCUGCAAAAUUCAAGCAAUAAUUCAUCAAAUGAAACAAAUACAAAAUUAGAUUCAGUUAAAAACUUACAAGCUGAAACAACUUUAAUAUCAUCUUCUCCAAAGAGUAUUGAUGAGCACAGUGUACCUACACAACCUGCAGCAACUGUUACUACUGAAUCCAGUUCUUCACUUACUGUUGAAGAUGAUAUGAAUAAAAUAAGUGCAAAGUGUAUGGACAAGACUAACUAUGAAGCUUUGAAUCCUGCUGCUGCUGAGUCAUUGAUGUCUCUUAGUAGUGGCAGUUCUAGUACUUCAAGCCGGCAUAGCACCAUGAGCACCAGCUCACUUGACCUCCUCUCCUAUCAGGACAUGUUAGAAAAUGUCUUAGCAUGGCUACUGGAAGCAGAGGAAGUAAUUGCAAAACAAGAACCUGUUGUUGAGACUAUAGCACAUUCAGCUGAUGGUGAUGCUUCUGACAUGCUUGGGGUCACAAAAGUUAAGCAACAAUUUAAUGAACAUAAAGAAUUUAUGCUUGAUCUUACAAAGCAUCAAGACAGCGUAGGGAGUGUUCUCAAAGAAGGCACUGAUUUGAUAAAUGAUAAGAAAGUCAACAAAGAAGAAGAACAUGAAAUUAGAAUACAAAUGGCAUUGUUGAAUAACCGCUGGGAAGAGUUACGCUUAAAAGCAUUGAGUCGUCAAACAAAAUUACAACAAGUAUUAAUGGAAUUGCAGCAUCAACAGUUAGAAGAACUUGAUAACUGGCUUUCUGAAAUGGAACAAUCAACACUAAGCCAGCAAUUAGUUGGAUGUGAUUUGGAAAGUAUUAAAAAUCAAGUUGAGCAACAUAAGAAAGUGCAACAUUCUGUUGAACAAAAGCAGAAACUAGUUGAUUCCCUUCAUAAUAUGGUUGUUGUUGUGGAUGAUUCCAGUUCUGAAACAGCUUGUGAAGCUCUUGGACAUCAACUUGAAAAACUUGUCAAACGUUGGGAUGAUGUAUGUAGACUAACUGAACAGAGACGGUUAUUACUACAAGAUGUCUUAUUAAAAUGGCAGUUUUAUUCUGAUGGAUUAAAAGCAUUUUGUAACUGGCUUAAUUGUCAAGAAGAAAAACUUGUAAAAAUGCGUAAAGCUACUCUGAAAGAUCCAGCUGAAGUUUCUGAACAAGUAAAAAAUUUGAAGGCCAUUGAAAAAGAAAUGGAAGUACAAGUACAGUCUUUUGAUGAACUAUAUGAGUGCGGUCAGCAAAUUGUCCAGAAUCUAGAGGAUAAAGAAGCUGUUCAACGUAUAAGUGCUGAACUUGAAGAUGUACAAGAGCGAUGGGAAAAUCUGGUUCAGAACAUGGGAACACAGAGCCAAGAGAUUGCUGGGUCUGGAGUUGAACUUAGUAAAAUAACAGAUCUCGAGGAGAUUCUUGCUGAAGAGAAAGUUCGAGAGACAAAGUCUGAACCAACAACUUCACCUGAUGUGGUGAAAAAGCGCAAAACUGAUACAGCUUUACGGUUAGAAUUUGAAAUAGAUAUGAAAAAAAUGAAAGAUUGGUUUGAGAAGACAGAAUCAACAUUAGCAUUGCUAUCUGUUGAUGAUGACGACGAUGAUGAUGAUGAUGAUGUUGAAGAUCCUUUCCUUGCUUCUCAAGAAGAGUUUUCUGAAGAGGAGCAAUUUGUUUUAAUUCAGGAUACAAAAAAUGAUGUGAAAACUCACCAUGAUAAAGUAUCUUCACUCUUGGAAACUGGGAAAAAAUUAAUUGAAGAAUUAAAAUUUGGCGGUGAAAAUUAUGAUAAUAUUUCUAAGCUGACACAAGAGCUGGAAGAAAGAUGGAAAAUUAUCAAUCAACUUCUGAAUGAGACACAUAGUAAGGUUUUUCUGGAAAUUGAAGCUAAAAAGUUUUAUGACGAACUGAAUUCACUGAAAGAUUUGAUGUUGAAUUAUGAGAGAUGGGCAUCUACUGCAGAGAACAUUUCAGAAGAAACUCUUGAAAUCAGUCAUCAGUUAGAGCAAUGCAGAGUAAAAUUAAAAGACAUGAAGUCCCAAGAAGAACGUGUUGAACAUCUUAAAGUGCAAGCAAAUGCUUUGUUGCAACAAGAGAAGAAGACAGGAAAGAAAGAGAAAGUUCAGUUUGAUCUUGAUGCAUUUAAUCAGCGGUGGGAAGCUAUUUAUCAGAAGAUAGGGAAGCAGAAAGAAGAACUUGAAAAAACUUUGGAAGAGAUGCCUUCUCGUCCUUAUUUGAGUGCUCUUGGAGCUUUACUUAAAUGGAUCAGUGAUAUGGAGGAAAUUCUCAACACAGAAAAUAUCCAUUUCAGUGGUACCAGUUCUCUGGAGAAACAAAUGAAGCAGUACAAGGAACUUCGAAAUGAUCUUCAAGAACAUGUACAUAGUUUAGAAUAUGUGAAUAAAACAGGCCAACAACUGGUAAAAAAAUCUCACAGCAAUGAGAGAGCUAAAUCUCUUGAGAAUGAUUUAAUAUCCUUGAACUGUAGAUGGAGUGAAGUUUAUAAUACAGUUGAUGGACGUAUGGAUAUUCUAGAUAGAACAAUUGGACAACUGCAGUCAUUUCAGAAUCAAUUGGUUGGCAUGGUCCGCUGGACGAAAGAAAUGCAUGUGUUUUUACAGUCUGAUGAUCCAGCAACAGGAGAUUUACAAACUCUUGCUGCUCAAAUGAAUGAAAGCAAUGGAGUUCUUGAAGAUAUUUUAACAUUGCAAGAAAAUGUUGAUAGUAUUGGGGAACUACAUAAUCAACUGUGUGAAUAUGCUGAUGAACACUUUACUAAAGAUUUAAAAGAACAGGUGAAAGAUAUGAAUGAAAAGUGGAAUAGUGUUGUUACUCUUGCACAAGAACAGAACACUCGUCUUGCUAAUGCAAUCAAAUACAGCAAAGAUAUUUUCUCCAGAAUGGAAAACUUAACUAAGUGGACAGAACAACAAAAACAGCAACUCAACAACAAAGACUAUGCAGUGGAUAGUAUCAACGAUUUAUUAGUUAAAAAUAAAAAAUUCAAGUCUCUGAAGCAAGAAGUUUUGGAAAAAGAACUUGAGAUAAAUAGACUGAACUCGGAAGCUAAUGUUUUGUUAAAUAAAAGCAAAAGCUUACAGGAGAUGGGACGUGCUUUAAUGAAGUUAAAUUCUCUUUGGAAAGAUGUUUACCAGCGAGUUAUCUACUAUUCUACUGUUUAUGAACAAAGUGAUGUGAAGUGGUAUAAAUUUAAAGAAUUGAUUCAGUCAGAGAAAAAUUUUCAAGAAGCUUUAAAUAAGAAAAUUCAACAUGAAGCAAACUGCUCUGAUGCUGAAGAAAUUUCAGGAGAGCUUGAGGAAUUAGAAAGCUUAAUGAGGGAUCAUCCUAAAGACACAAAGGAACGUAUCCAACAAUUAUCUCAGGAUCUUAUAAACAAUAGCAUUAUGGUAAAUCUUGUCAAGGAAGAACUGGCUCAGCUUGAAAAUCUUGGUGAAUCCAUAGAACAUAAGGCUCAAAACCGUGUAACACAUUUGGAGCAUUCUGCCCAUAAGGCCCAGGAAAUUGAACGGCAAAUGCUUGAAAUGUCUCAGUGGAUGACAGAUAUGUCAAAACGUUUACAAUCCCUGCUGGAUGCUGAUAUACUUGCUGAGGACAGUCCUCGUGAAUAUGAGACACUGAAAGAAGAAUUCCAGCAACAAAAUGAGCUACUGCAACAGUUGGAAAAAAGAGCCCUUGAAUAUGCAGAGUUGGGUCAGUUAGAAGCUAGCAGCAGGUUAAUGCAGAAAAAACAAAUUUUAAAGCAUCAUUUUGAUGAAGUUAAUAUCAAGUUUCUUAAAUUCCAAUGUCCCUAUGAUUUUGAACCAAAAUUAAAUCAUGUUAAAAGAGAACUUAGCAGCAUCGAAGGACGGAUUCAUUUAUUAGAUCUACACUCAGAGGAACCAGAGAUAAUUCAAGGACAGUUAGACCAAUGCAUUAAAUUUUACAAAACUAUGAGUGAAUUGAAAACAGAGGUUGAAUAUGUUAUCAAAACUGGACGACAGGUUGUUGAAAAGAAGCAGGUGGAUUUUCCAGAAAAGCUUGGGAAACAGCUGGAUGCUCUUAAGCAACAAUAUAAUAUACUCGGUGGUCAAGUAACACAAGGAAAAUCAAACUUAGAAAAAGCUGUUAAAUUAGCUCGAAAACUGAAGAAGGAAGUUAUUUCAGUACAAGAAUUUAUUUCCACCAGGAAUAUUGAGUUAAAUGAAAGAGCAACAGAUAUUAAUUGUAACCUAGAUAAAGAAGUGGAAUUUAUUUCUACUGUAGAAGAUGAAAUGUUGAAACGACAAGGAGCUUUAUCUGCUAUUUUGGACAUUACUAAUCAACUGAAGAAUAUGGCAGAUAUCGGUAUGCUUGAAGAUGCUACAUUAAAAGUGAAUGCACUUAAACAGCAAUGGAAUGAAUUUGAAGAAAUUUUAGCAAAACAAAAAUUACAAUAUGAGACUGAAAAAGCUCAAUUGGAUGUUAAAUUUGUAGAGUUUGAAAUUUCUCUGAUGAAAGUCAAAGAUUGGCUGAAUAAAGCAGAAAUGGUCAUUUCAAAUCAUGAGCGUUUAUCUUCUGAACAAAAGGUUUCCACUGUAGAAAGAGAUAAAAUGAAAAAUCUUCAAAUGGAGUUAAACCAUUUACGCUCUGAGGUUGAUGACGUACGGGAUUCUGCAAUUUCUUUAAUGACAAAGAGUAAUCAAUACAAGAAAAUGGUAGAGCCAGAAUUGACACACCUUAACCAAAGAUGGGAAGAAAUUUCUUUGAAAUUGAAGGAGAAACAGAGUUUUCUUCAACAACAUGAUGGCAUUGGAGAUAUUUCCAAAGUUCCUGCUGUAAACUCAGAUACUUUCACCAGGGAUCCUUUAUGUGCUGCUGCAGUCACAAGUCAAGAAGAAUUUGAAGAUCAAUGUGAACGUGCAAGGCAGCUGUUGGAUGUUUUUGACAGUAAUGUAAUCAAUCAAGGCCACUUAAGGAUUAAAGAUUUUGAUGAAAGAAUUGACAAGAAAAUAAGGGAAGUAGAUGAAGAACUUAAUACAUUGGUGCCUAAAGUAAGCCAGCUAGUUAAGAAAGGAAAUUACAUUAUAAAGCAUCUAGAUGAUGAAGAGAAAAUUAGGAAAGUUAAGAGACUGAGAGACCAAUUACAGCUCCAGUUAGAUAACAUCAAAGCUAAUGCAGAGACAAGGAAAGCAAAUUUAUCCAUGACUGUUCCCCUUUGGUUCCAAUUUCGACGUCGAGUUGAAGAAUUUCACAUUGCUCUAGAUGGAUUAGAACUUGUUUUAAAAGAAACUACUCAAAGAGAUGCAGUUGAAGAGGAACUAAAAAGAAGACAGAGGGAUGUGGAUAGCUUAAACAGAAGUGGAGAAGAACUAAAAGGUAAAGAAGCUUUAGAAAUCGUGGAACCUGAACUCCUAAAACUCAACAGACGAUGGCAGGAUCUUCGCUCCCAGAGCUUACAAUGCAGACAUGCUCUGGACUCAGGCACUACAGCUACAGUUGCUGCUGUUGCUUCGGAGAAAGCUAUUACAAAAACUACACUAACUGCUGUCUCAAGCCACCUUUCCAAAAGCAUUCUUAACUCAAAAACUUCUUCUCAGUAUACAAAUGAAUUGAAGGAGAUUCUUCGGAGUAUUUCAGCUGUUCAACAACAGUUAAGUUCACAGGAGCUGACAGGAAGAGACUUUGAAGAUUUUUCGAAGCAAGAAGACAAGUUAAAGAUUGUAAAAGAGUCUCUUGAUGGCAUUCAGAAAAACAUUCAAGAUACUCAAAAACUGUAUAAGUUAACUGAAAAUGGUGAAGAUGAAAGUAAGGACAUUAUGGCCAUUUCAGAUCGGCUCCAGUGUCAGUGGAAAAAUGUCAAUGAAGCUUAUUCCAAACGCUACAAACGAUGGAGCAAAGCUGUAGAGCAAUGGCGCCAGUUCCACUGUGACUUGAAGGAUAUUAUGUCAUGGCUUAAUGAAGCUGAGAAAAAACUUACUAUAGCUAAAGAACUUGCCCCAUCAGACAAGCAACUAUACAAGGAAUUAGAGAAUGGAAUCCGAUCUCAUCAAGGAACUGUAAAUAGCAUGAAUGCAGCAGGCAAUGAAAUAAUUCGUCAGUCAGCCGCUCCUGAUUCUCAUCUGUUGAGAGAAAAGCUGGAUGCUCUUAAUCACCGAUGGAAAUGCUUGUGUAAAGAUGUUUUAGAAAGACCUGACAAGUAUGAUAAUGAGAGUAUAAAAACUAGUGAGUUCACUGAUGACAUGGAUGAAUUAUUUUUAUGGAUUGAUGAAGCAGAAAACCUUUUGAGCAUUCCAUUAAUUCAAGGUGAAGAAAAUUUAGAGGAAACCUAUGACAAAUUCAAAGAAAUGGAAGAUGACUUACCAACACAUCAGCAACAGCUGAAGGCACUUAACCGCAAUGCACAACAUAUGAUGAAGCAAGACUCGUUAUCUAACCAGGAUAAAGAGAACAUGAGUAAAGAUCUUGAAAAUCUCAAUACACGAUGGAAAAAGUUGAUAGUUGCAAUUCCAGAACGUGUGAAAUUUUUAGAUGUGAAGCUCAGUACUUUACAAGACUUCCUGAAAGAUCUUGAGGAGUUACAAACGUGGAUUACUGGAACCAAAAAGGUUUUAGAGGCCCAACAAAAUCCCACUAACUCAAAUACUGUCUCUGAAGAACAAGAUUCAGUUGUUAUAGAUACACAGACUAUGCAGAAAGCUUUGAAAGCACGGCAAGUUAAUGUAGACAAUAUCAAUCACAAGUAUGGUCAGAUGGUGAAAGAAGGACAAUGGCAGAAUAUUAAGAUGACAGAUGCAAUUCAAGACCGAGUUGUUCAGCUUAACAAUGACUGGGAACACAUACAAAUAAUGGCUUCUCAGAUGAAGCCAGCUUCAGAGGCAGUUGUUGAAGUUAUGAAAAAAGUAAAAGUAUCCCAUGAGAUGCAGCAAGCAAACCAUUUGCCUCAUGCUAGCACUGCUCGACAUUCAGGCUAUGACAAAUCUGUAAAUGACAUCAUGGAUUGGCUAGCUUUACAGAAUCGAAUGCAGAAAGUCAAUAAAGCUGUGAUUGGCAACAUAUCUGAUAUUGAGCAACUUAUUGUCAAACAAAAGAAUACUUUGCAAAAUAUGGAGAAUCGACAACAAGAUCUUGAAGAUAUUCUUCAGAAAGCAUCAGUAUUACAAAAAGAAACUAAUUCUUCUGAAGUUAAGAAGGCAAUUCAAGAAAAGGCUGAUGAAAUAAGCCAUCUUUGGAAUGACACAAGAUCUGCAGUUUCAUCAAGAAAGACUCACUUAGAGGAUAUGUUACUUGAAUGUCGACAGUUUGAUGAAACAUACUCUGCAUUCAACCGAUGGUUACACCAGAUGGAAGAUGAGGUGAAAUCAAAAUCACAUAACUCUCGAGACAUUACAAAAUCACUUUCAAACUAUAAGAUAUUACAAGAUGAAGUCAAUCAAAAGAAGCCAUCAUUAGAAAAUCUUAGACAAUUAGUUAACAAGUUACUAGAAGAAUAUAGUACAGAAGAUACAAGACAUUUACAGGAUCUGCUAGAAAAGUUACUAAAGCGUUGGUCAAACUUAACAACAAAAUUGACUAACAAGUGGCAAACUCUUCAAUCUAACCGCAACUCUAUGCAACAGUUACAUCAUGCUCUAGAUUGCUUUCUUAAUUGGAUGGCUGUGGUGGAGAACAGCUACUGUCAGCUAGCAGAUCAUACAAGCAAAGAGGAAGUGUUGGAAAAUGAUGAUUUAUGUCGAGAAUAUUUAGAACAGUUUAGGGAAAUUCAGGCAGAAGUAGAUUCUCACCAAAAUGCUUAUGAAUCAUUAACAAGUGCUGGUAAUCAACUUGCAAGAACCAUGGUGGCACAAGAUACUACACAGCUUCAUCAUCGUCUGGAGGAGAUGAACCAGCGAUGGCUCACAUUGAUGACCACCUCAAUGGAAAUCAGAGGGCGUUUGGAGAGUAAUGCAGAACAAUGGACACACUUGUUACUUCAACUACAAGACCUUACUAGUUGGAUCACUCAACAGCAAAGAAUGCUCAUCUCCCAACAACCUGUUGGAGGAGAUUUGCAAUUGGUUCAACAACAAAAUGAAGAAAAUCAGAGAUUGAGAGAUCAGCUAGAUUUAAAGCGUCCUGUAGUUGAACAGAAUCUUGAAGCAGGAAGGUAUUACCUACGUGAAGAGGGUGAAGAAAGACGACUCAGUACAGAUAGUUCAGAAAGUGUGGAGCUAGAUGUCGAAGGGUUAACUGCUUUAGAUAUGUCCCCUGAAAGAGAGGCACAUUACCUAAUCCGGAAGAUUCGAAGACAAGUGAGAUUAGUCAAUCGCAAAUGGGCAGAAAUUAAUCAAAGUUGCAAUGAAUGGCAAUCACAAAUUGAUGAAGUCCUUGAGAAAAUGACUGUGUUCCAUGAAGCAAUGGAUUAUUUGAAUGAACAACUCCAGGAAUCUGAGGAUGAGAAGUCCAAGUGGCAACAUGUUGGUGAUGUGAUUAUUGAGAACCUACAAGAAGAAAUAGACUUGACGAAAGCGUUCCAACAAAGAAUUGCACCUCUUCAAGGACAAGUUGAUAAUGUUAAUGACCAGGCUAACCAGCUACAAGCUUCUGAAGUGGUACUUUCCCCAAAAAAUAUCCAGCAACUAGAAGACUAUAAUACUAGAUGGAAAGCCUUACAGUUAGCUAUUGAGGACCGUUUGAAACAACUUCAAGAUGCCUUGAGGGAUUUUGGGCCUAAUUCUCAACAUUUUCUUAUUGUUUCAGUGGAAAAUCCCUGGGAGCGAUCUGUAGCCAUUAAUAAAGUGCCUUAUUACAUCAACCAUGCUACUGAAACCACUCAUUGGGACCACCCUAAAAUGACAGAGCUGUUGAAUGUUCUAGCUGACUUCAACAAUAUCCGUUUUGCUGCCUAUCGGACAGCUAUGAAACUACGAUUAUUACAGAAGAAGCUUUGUAUGGAUCUUUUGGAAAUGAGUAUGGCAGUGGAUUCUUUUGACCAACAUGGCCUGAAAGAUGAAAAUGAUAAACUCAUUGAUGUUAUAGAUAUCAUCAUUUGUUUGAACUCUAUGUAUGAAGGAAUCGCUGACUUACAUCCUACAUUAGUGAAUGUACCUUUGUGUGUUGACCUAAGUUUGAACUGGGUGUUGAAUGCUUAUGAUGUUUCCCGGACAGGAAAAGUAAGAGUUUUGUCUUUCAAAAUUGGAGUUGUUUUAUUGUCAAAGGCUCAUCUUGAAGAAAAAUAUCGUUAUUUGUUUCGACUAAUUGCUGAUGCAAAUGGAUUUGCAGACCAGCGGAAACUUGGCUUGUUAAUUCAUGACUGUAUGCAAAUACCACGCCAACUUGGUGAAAUUGCCUCAUUUGGAGGAAGUAAUAUUGAACCAAGUGUCCGCAGCUGUUUUGAAAAGGCAAGUAGUCAUCCUGAAAUUCAAGCCGCUCAGUUUGUUGAUUGGAUGCGACUAGAACCACAGUCAAUGGUAUGGCUACCAGUUCUUCAUCGGUUAGCAGCUGCUGAGACUGCCAAACAUCAAGCCAAGUGUAACAUAUGUAAAGAAUUCCCCAUUAUUGGCUUCAGGUAUCGGUGUUUAAAAUGUUUCAACUUCGAUGUUUGCCAAAACUGUUUUUUCUCUGGGAGAAAGGCUAAAGGUCACAAGUUGAGCCAUCAUAUGCAAGAAUACUGUACUUCUACAACAUCAGGGGAGGACAUACGUGAUUUUACAAAAGUAUUGAAAAACAAGUUCAAAUCAAAAAGAUAUUUCAAAAAACAUCCACGACUUGGUUACCUUCCUGUGCAGACUGUAUUAGAAGGAGACAGUUUAGAGAGUCCACAGCCCUCCCCCCAGCACAGUAUAUCUCAGGACAUGCAUUCUCGGCUGGAACUUUAUGCAAACAGAUUAGCAGAAGUUGAACAAAGACAAGGAUAUUCAACUCCAGACUCAGAAGAUGAACAUCACCUUAUAGCCCAAUAUUGUCAAAGUCUAAAUGGAGAUACUUCAUCUAAUGUACUAAAAAGUCCUAUGCAAAUAAUGAUGGCAGUGGAUGCUGAACAACGGUCUGAACUUGAAGCUAUGAUAAAAGACUUGGAAGAAGAAAAUAAAAAUCUUCAAGCGGAAUAUGACAGACUCUGUCAAUCUCAAAAUUCCCGCGAAAGUAGCCAAGGAAGAUCUGAUGAAGAGGCUGCUGCUAACAGAGAUGCUGAGAUGGUUGCUGAGGCUAAAUUACUACGACAACACAAAGACAGGCUUGAGGCACGAAUGCGCAUUCUUGAAGAUCAUAACAAACAACUUGAAUCACAACUACAGCGACUGCGCCAACUUUUAGAACAGCCACAACCAGAUCGUAGUACAGUAUCUGUCAAUUCAUCUGCUCGGACAUCACCACUGACUACUCCAUCUUCAUCAGUCAGUUCCCUUCCCUGCGGUCCUGUUCGGUAUCGUUUUAACAUGCAAACAGAAACAACAACAUCUUUGUCAAAUGGUCGAGAUCAUUCAAUUGAUGGGGCACGCCAUAAAAAAGAAGAAGAAAUCAUGCCUGAAAUUCCAAGUCCACCUACUUAUGAAGCACGUUCAUCUAACAGUGUUGGCAACCUCUUCCAUAUGGCAGGCCAAGUUGGCAAAGCUGUUGGAACACUUGUGACUGUCAUGACAGAUGAAGAUGGUGUUGAGGAAGAAUCCAAACAGUAAACUUACAUCAUGAUCAUGAUGGUGUUUUCAUCUUGGAAAUUAAAAUCCACAAUCAGAGAAAGCAGACAAUGUUUCUGUUAGAAACGCAUUGUUAUAUACUUUGAUCCAAACUUUCAGUAUCUAAUGGAACCAUUCUGUUGCUGCUCAAAUCAAAAUUUGUUGUCUAGUUUUAAGAGAUUUAAACUAGAAAGAGUCUUCCAUUCAAUUUGACUAACAAACCCUGAAAUAUUAGUGCCACUGAUGUAUGUGAUUAAUCAAAUGUGACCAUUUUCAUUAUCAAUAACCUAAAGGAACUUCAAGCAAUGAAGACAUCUGUUUGUUUGUUUGUUUUUCUUUUAGUGAUAUAUCAGGACGUAGUUAUGGUACUGAAAUGAUAUUGAAAAAUAUUAUUACUCCAGCAAGAAUAAAUAUUGCUUUAAAUUGACAACUACUGCUAUCAUAAACCCCAUUACCACUACCAACAUUACUACUACUGUUACUAAUAUGUUUAUCACUCCCACUUCUAAAAACAAUGCACAUCAAUAUUCUUGGUACUUUCACUUCCAUCAAGCUAUUAUAAAAAUCCUACUGAGACAGCAGUUUAACUAAUUUGACCAACUAAAGUAAAAAGAAAAGCCUUUAGCAAUUUAAUCUACCCUUCUGGUUGUUGCCAAAAAGCAUAAAAGUUAUGUGCCAAGAUGAAUGCAUUAAGCUUUCUAUUUUAUGUUUCAAAAGUUAAAACCAAGUGUGGUUUUAUAUGAUGCUAUGAAUGUGUGUAGGUUUCACACAUACAUUGUUUCCCAAAGUUAUCCAAACUAAUGUAAAUUCUUGUGUAUAUUUUCGUAAAGAAAAAGCAGAGAAUAUUUUAUAAUGUAGGAUUAAGAAAGAAAAAUUAAACUGUUUGAAAUAUGAUUACAAUCCCAUCUACUAAAACUACUUGCAUUUUAGACCAAGCAAAGCUUUUAAACAUCUUAAAUCUUUUAUUUAGUCAAGAUUCAAGAGUUCUCAAAAGCUAAAUGAAUAUUAUGGAUAGAUUCAUAAUGUAUCUUGGUAACUGCAAUUAGAAAUGAUUUCUGCAAAGAUAUGGUGCAAUUUAUAGAAAUCUAGCUUUUUUUUUUUUAUUAUUUAAUUUUUUUUUUUUUUUUUUUCAUCUAAAUGUUCAAAAAAUCUGACUGAAAUAGUGUCUUCAGUCCUCGGAACUGGUGCUACUGUUACUAUUAAAAGAAUAUAUUUAUGUUGUGUAUAUUGAGUCCUAAUUGUUAUUAUAUACGUAUGUUAAACACUGCUGGCACAGAUAAGUUCACGUCAUCAAUGGCCCAAAUAUUCCAGUGGCAGUGUUGUGGCAACUAAUGUUCUGUAGUGGCUGUCAUGUCAGUCAGAUGUAUUCCCGCGAGUACACUCGGACAAUAAGCAGCUUAACAACCUGAGCUUCAUCCAUUAUCUGCACAAGGACGUGUGAAAAGAAACAAAAUUGUCGUAUAUCUGACUAAAGCUCAGUUUUUAUUGAAAUAAAAAAGUUGAUCUAUUCUAA
Messenger RNA from Octopus bimaculoides (California two-spot octopus), 12816 nucleotides. RefSeq names its product dystrophin. Lineage: Eukaryota; Metazoa; Mollusca; Cephalopoda; Octopoda; Octopodidae. Gene Ontology annotation, molecular function: zinc ion binding; protein binding. The record is from RefSeq and is a predicted model, not a curated record. Gene Ontology annotation, biological process: synaptic signaling. Gene Ontology annotation, cellular component: plasma membrane.